Messenger RNA from Lactuca sativa (garden lettuce), 1642 nucleotides. RefSeq names its product tubulin alpha-2 chain. Lineage: Eukaryota; Viridiplantae; Streptophyta; Magnoliopsida; Asterales; Asteraceae. Gene Ontology annotation, molecular function: structural constituent of cytoskeleton; GTP binding. Gene Ontology annotation, cellular component: microtubule. Gene Ontology annotation, biological process: microtubule-based process. The record is from RefSeq and is a predicted model, not a curated record.
AAUUCUCAAAAACCAUACAUUUGCAUCUGAAGGCGUCUUGAUAAACGCCUUUUGAUUGUGUGUUUGUUUGUAUAUCGAGUUCUUAAUCUCCAAUUUCCUGUCAUAUCUCAAGUCUAAUCUCCUGCGAAAAUGAGAGAGUGCAUCUCGAUCCACAUCGGUCAGGCCGGUAUUCAGGUCGGAAACGCUUGCUGGGAACUUUACUGCCUCGAACAUGGCAUUCAGCCUGAUGGACAAAUGCCAAGUGACAAAACAGUCGGAGGAGGCGACGACGCUUUCAACACCUUCUUCAGCGAAACCGGCGCCGGAAAACACGUCCCACGCGCCGUCUUCGUAGAUCUCGAACCAACCGUCAUCGAUGAAGUCAGAACCGGAACCUACCGCCAACUCUUCCACCCUGAACAACUAAUCAGCGGCAAAGAAGACGCCGCUAACAACUUCGCACGUGGCCACUACACAAUUGGGAAAGAAAUCGUGGACCUCUGUUUAGACAGAAUCCGAAAGCUAGCUGACAACUGCACCGGUCUCCAAGGCUUCCUAGUCUUCAACGCCGUAGGCGGCGGCACCGGCUCCGGUCUAGGCUCUCUCCUACUCGAACGCCUCUCCGUUGACUAUGGAAAAAAGUCAAAACUCGGGUUCACAGUCUACCCAUCUCCCCAAGUCUCAACAUCAGUAGUCGAGCCCUACAACAGCGUCUUAUCAACCCACUCCCUUCUAGAACACACCGACGUCGCGAUUCUUCUUGACAACGAAGCCAUCUACGACAUCUGCCGCCGGUCACUAGACAUCGAACGGCCAACCUACACAAAUCUCAACCGUUUAGUCUCCCAAGUCAUCUCUUCACUAACGGCGUCGUUACGUUUUGAUGGAGCUUUAAACGUGGACGUGACAGAAUUCCAAACUAACCUAGUUCCAUAUCCGAGGAUUCACUUCAUGCUUUCCUCCUACGCUCCUGUGAUUUCAGCUGAAAAGGCUUACCAUGAACAGUUGUCAGUUGCUGAGAUAACCAACAGUGCGUUUGAGCCUUCUUCUAUGAUGGCGAAGUGUGAUCCGAGGCAUGGGAAGUAUAUGGCGUGUUGUUUGAUGUACCGAGGGGAUGUGGUUCCGAAGGAUGUGAAUGCUGCGGUGGCGACGAUUAAGACGAAGAGGACGAUCCAGUUUGUGGAUUGGUGUCCGACUGGGUUUAAGUGUGGGAUUAAUUACGAGCCGCCGACUGUUGUGCCAGGUGGCGAUUUGGCAAAGGUGCAACGGGCGGUUUGUAUGAUUAGUAAUUCGACUUCAGUUGCGGAGGUGUUUUCGAGGAUUGACCAUAAGUUUGACUUGAUGUAUGCGAAGAGGGCUUUUGUGCAUUGGUAUGUGGGGGAGGGGAUGGAGGAAGGGGAGUUUAGUGAAGCGAGGGAGGAUUUGGCUGCGCUUGAGAAGGAUUAUGAGGAGGUUGGUGCUGAAGGAGGGGACGAUGAAGGUGAUGAAGGUGAGGAGUAUUGAGUGUUUGUUAGUUGGUGUGAUUGUAUGUUUUCUGUCGCGAGUGACUUUACUACUCUUUAUAUGGUGGUGAUUUGAACUUGUUUUGUUUUGGGGUGUUGUGCCUUAGUAGUUUUGAUGUAAUGACGUACUUUAAUGUGAUCUUCUCUGCUUAUGGGUUUUA